AUGAGUUGUCGUGAUGUAUUGUCAAUGCUCAAGAAAGAUACAAAAGCACUCAAUAAAAUUUCGAAACCCAGAUCGGCAACUACUUUUCCCCUGUCCCAUUCAUUAGAUAAUGCACAUGAGAGAUCUAAUUCUCUAAUGAAAUGGAGAAUCAUAGGCACACAUUUAAUAGAGAGCAUUUCCACGUCAAAGGAACGAAUAAGGGAAUUAGCGAAAGAAUCUGAUACUAUAAAGGUAGCCGCAUUUGAUCUUGAUGGAACUUUAAUUGAUACUAAAUCCGGCUCAAAGUUUGCUAGGGGACCUGAUGACUGGAGAUGGUGGUCACCGAAGGGCACACAAGAGUCGAAGGUGGUGAAGAAGCUACGGGAGAUCAUAGAGGGACGCUAUUUGAUCGUGAUUUUUACAAACCAAGGCAGCGUGGUGGCCACCCCUUCUAAUAAGUCUUAUAUCAAUUUCAUUAAAAGAGUGAAUUCAGUUACUUCAAAUUUGAAUGCGAACUUAAAGGGCAGAGUCGUUGACAUAAUAGUAUUUGCAUCACCAAAGCGACCCUCAACUUCAAAUCAAAAGGUUGUUCCAAGUUCAGAGGAAUUGCAUAAUUUAAUGAGAAAGCCUAAUAUCGGAAUGUGGAAAGAAUUAGAAAAGUUUUUAAACAAUACCUGUGGCAUUAAUGUAGAUAUGGACAAGAGCUUCUAUGUAGGGGAUGCUGCGGGCAGACCUCUUGAUUUCCUGGAUAGUGACAAACAAUUUUGCAAAAAUGUAAAUCUCAAAGACUUUAAGGUGCCAGAGGAAUUCUUUAUAUAA
Priceomyces carsonii is the source of this 798-nucleotide messenger RNA. Its product is annotated as polynucleotide 3'-phosphatase. NCBI's taxonomy places the organism in Eukaryota, Fungi, Ascomycota, Pichiomycetes, Serinales, Debaryomycetaceae. Gene Ontology annotation, biological process: DNA repair. The record is from RefSeq and is a predicted model, not a curated record. The coding region runs from base 1 to 798 and encodes 265 amino acids. Gene Ontology annotation, molecular function: double-stranded DNA binding; polynucleotide 3'-phosphatase activity; ATP-dependent polydeoxyribonucleotide 5'-hydroxyl-kinase activity. The transcript has a single exon.